Molecule: messenger RNA, 455 nt
Organism: Pelecanus crispus (Dalmatian pelican)
Lineage: Eukaryota; Metazoa; Chordata; Aves; Pelecaniformes; Pelecanidae
Source: RefSeq, a predicted model, not a curated record
AUGCGAGGGGAUGACCGCCGGGUCUUACUUUGGCAUAUGGAAGAAGCCAUCCACUCAAGAGUCAAACCAGUUCAGCUGAAAGGGGAGCAUCACUCUAAUAUCUUCUGUCUGGCUUUCAACAGUGGCAAUACGAAAGUGUUCUCUGGAGGCAAUGAUGAGCAAGUUAUACUCCAUGAUGUUGAAAGCACUGAGACCUUGGAUGUGUUUGCCCAUGAAGAUGCAGUGUACGGCCUUUCAGUGAGCCCAGUAAAUGACAACAUCUUUGCCAGUUCAUCAGAUGAUGGCCGGGUUCUUAUUUGGGACAUCCGAGAGUCUUCCCAUGGAGAGCCCUUCUGCUUGGCACACUACCCAUCAGCCUUUCACAGUGUGAUGUUUAAUCCAGUAGAACCCAGAUUACUGGCUACUGCCAACUCUAAGGAAGGUGUGGGUCUCUGGGAUAUUCGUAAACCUCAGAG